AUAAUUGUCCUCAAUAAAUAAAAUUUACAUUCAUUUUUGAUUUUGUUAUUUUUGUUAAUUUUUACAUCAAAACAAAAAAAAUAUUGAUAUUCGAAAACAACCAUGAAAUUAUUUGUAAUUUUUGUGGCCAAUCUUAUUAUGGUCAUUUCAGUUUUGGCUGGACCAACAACAACAGAAGUGCCCACAAAAUCAUCAACACCAAUAGAGCCGACGAAUUCGACAACAGUUGGAACGACUGAAAUAACAACUGAAGAGCCGACAUCAACAACUGAAGAGCCAGAAACACCAUCAUCAUCAACAACAACAGCAUCACCAACAACAAUCGGAACAACAACAACAAAAAAACCGUAUCAUUCGAAUUUUAAAAAUGUUGAUUGUAAUUUUACUGCUUGUUUAGCACCUGAAUGUCAAUGCUUACAAGAUUUGCCACCAAAUGGAAUGAAUCCUGAUGAUAUUCCACAAUUUGUUAUUGUAACAUUUGAUGGUGCUGUAACUGUUACGAAUUUUCCAUACUAUCAAACAUUAUUUGAUUUUAAAAAUCCAAACAAUUGCCCAAUACAAUCAACAUAUUUUGUAUCUCAUGUUGAUAGUAAUUAUAAAUUGGUUCAUGAACUAUAUCGUCGUGGCAAUGAAAUUGGUGUUCAUUCCAUUAGUAAAGCACGAAAUAAUAAUCAAGAAUAUUGGAAAAAACUCGAUUAUGAAGGAUGGCGACAAGAAAUGGGUGGUCAACGAAAAAUCUUAUCGAAAUAUUCGGAAAUUCCAAUUGAUCGUAUUCGUGGUGUCCGUGCACCAAAUCUUCAAACAGCCGGAAAUGUUACAUUUACUGCAUUUGUUGAUGAAAAAUUUGAAUAUGAUUGCUCGAAUCCAUCACGUCAAGGAAUUCGAUCACCAUUUUUCCCCUAUACAUUUGAUUAUGGUUUCCAACGUGAAAAUGAUUGCCAAGUACAACCAUGUUUGAAAGAAGGUGAAAAUUAUCCAGGAUUUUGGGAUGUACCAAUGAAUGAUUGGGAUGUUGAAUAUGAAGUUCAAGGAGUAAAAGUUCAUCGUGAAUGUGCUAUGGCUUCGGGAUGUAUAAUGUUCGAGAAAAAUGGUGAAGUUAAUUAUCAUCCAACUGCCGAUGAAAUAUAUGAUCUAUUUGAAUAUAAUUUUGAUCGUUUUUAUAAUGGUAACCGGGCACCAUUCCCAUUGUUUUUAAGUGAAGAAUGGAUUCAUGAUGAAGCUAAACGUGAUGCAUUAUUACGUUUUAUUCAAAACAAAUUGAACAAACAUGAUGUUUUCUUUGUUUCAAUUGAUGAAGUUUUACAAUGGAUGCAAUCACCAACAAAUGUAGCUGAUUAUAUUGAAAAAACUAAACAAUGUCGUCCAAUUGUUCAAACAAAAUGUGGACUAAAAGAUGGUGAAAAGAUUGAUGAUAUAUCACAAUUCAAACGAAAAUGUGAUUAUGAAAAAAUCGAUGAAUUAAAUGGCCAAAGUAAACGUAUGGUUAUUUGUGAUGAUUUACAUUGUCCUGUACAUUAUCCAUGGGUUAAUCGUUUGGAAUAAAAAGACAAAAUGAACGCACGUCAGAAUCGAAAUGUCAACUAGA
Messenger RNA from Dermatophagoides pteronyssinus (European house dust mite), 1585 nucleotides. Its product is annotated as chitin deacetylase 7-like. The record is from RefSeq and is a predicted model, not a curated record. Lineage: Eukaryota; Metazoa; Arthropoda; Arachnida; Sarcoptiformes; Pyroglyphidae. Gene Ontology annotation, biological process: carbohydrate metabolic process.